Messenger RNA from Zerene cesonia (dogface butterfly), 2500 nucleotides. Its product is annotated as LIM domain transcription factor LMO4. The transcript is spliced from 5 exons. NCBI's taxonomy places the organism in Eukaryota, Metazoa, Arthropoda, Insecta, Lepidoptera, Pieridae. The coding region runs from base 382 to 960 and encodes 192 amino acids. The record is from RefSeq and is a predicted model, not a curated record.
ACCGAAUCGCUGUGAGGGGAAGUGUCGUCGAUCCCCGUAAACAACUACUUUUUUCGAAGUUCUCUUUACAUACAGUUUUUGUUUUAAAGUUUUUAGAAAGUUUUUGUGCGUUGAGUCUUUUGUUCCGUCGAACUUAAAAAGUACAUGACUACUUUCGGCGGAAUAGUUUAAGUUAACAAGUUUAGUGAAUUUUUUGUUAUUGUUGAUUUUUUUUGUUUGGUGAAUCGUGUCGAUUCGGAGACCGGCGGCCCCACGAGGCACCAAACCUGGACUUACGAUUAACGGACCUCUGAGGACAAAAGCCUUCAGGGCGUGUAGUUGUGGUGGUCAGUGCGAGCGGUCCCCGCUCCAACCGUCAAGCUGGCUGCGAGUGCACUGAGCAUGAACCCGCACUACCACGGGUACGCGGAGCUAAGCUCGCCCCACCCGCCCUCUCCCGAAGCGGCCUACGCGAACGGCCACGACUACCCCCACAACAACAACAACCCCGCUCUCAAAGAAUGCGCCGGCUGCGGCGGCAAGAUCGUCGAAAGGUUCCUUCUCCACGCACUCGACAGAUACUGGCACCACGGCUGUCUAAAGUGCGCGUGCUGCGCGCAGGCUCUCGCGGACAUGGGCAGAUCGUUCUACUUCAAAUCGGGAAUGAUUUUAUGCAAAAGCGACUACACGAGAAUGUUCGGUGCGGGCGGCGCAUGCGCAGCGUGCGGGCAGGCGAUCCCCGCGAGCGAAUUCGUGAUGCGGACGAACGCGCCGCAGCAGCCUCUACAUGUCUUCCACAUAAAAUGUUUCGCGUGUUCUAAAUGCGGAUCACACCUAAUGCAGGGUGAUAGGUACUACAUGCUAGCCGGUUCCCUAGUCUGCGAGCAGGACUGGCAGAAGCUAAUGAAGAGUGCGAACGCCGCUCCCGGCGCGCCGGUGCGCAAGGGCAAGGUGGGCCGUCCGCGGCGGUCGCGGGAAUGAGCGCCCGCGCCUGCGCAACACUCGCACAGAGACUUUGAAGAGAUGAUGGCCUGCUCAUACUUGAGCGCAACGAGUGUCAAACCUGAUGCGACAGCGAGCUGCUGGAACCCCCCGUACGCAGGACAGCCGCCGAGUCACACCUUCAGGCCCGCUCCAGAGACUUCCAGCAAUACAAUGGAACCAGCGCUCGACCUGACCACGUCUCUCAAGCCUCGCAAAGCAAGCGACGACGACUCUGAGUGACAGUGUUGUGCAAAGACUAAAGAACUGCAGUCGACGUCACUCGCUAUCACGCGACGACUCGACUCGUUAAUAUAUAAUUCAUAGUCAAACCUUGAUGUGAAUGUUACUAUGGCAUCCCUUUAAUUUCGUCGAGUGUAGUACCAUUCACAUUCGUGUUGAAUAUGGCGGUUGUACUGGUAUUUAAUUUUGGUUGUGAAAUCGCAAUUUAUGUAAAAUUUACUCUGCUCUAUAAAUCAUUCGAUUCUCUUACUUAGAAUCUUAAGGAAUGUGUUAAACACAAGCGUGUUGUUUGUAUUUAAAGUGAUAAUAAUGAAAAUGAAAUUGCAUAUCGUAAAAUAGCAGUUACAUGGAGCUACGCUUGUUGUGUAUCUUGUCAUUUUGUACCCAAUCCUACUGUGGAAUUUAUGUUGUAUUAACGAAAUAAUUUUAAUAUUAAAUAAAUUAUUUUAUAUUAUUAUUAUAUGGAAUUUACUAUAAAUGAACAAGACUAUUCUUCCGUUGCAAUUAAUUUCGAUGAAAUGCAUGUUUUGUAAUAUUAGACAAUGACGGUUUUUGUUAAUUCUUGCCAGUGAGAGUACCUUUUGUAUUUUAAUUCUUUAUACGCAUCUCUGUGAUUUCCAAUCUUACUAUGUAAAUAUUUCUCGAAUAAAUUUGUUAUUUCGUUUUUAAUUGACGAGCUGUUACUUAAACUUCGAAUAGCGUCUUAUAAAAGUAAAUUUGUACAUACUAGCAUAAACGUUUUAGACUUAAGUAGACACAUCUUGUACCUUCUAAGACGCAAAAUUGGUAGCAAUAAUGGGAAUGCCAACAUCAAUGAAAUUUAACUCGAGUUACUCAUGUUCUCUGUGUAUAUAGACCUAUAUACUACAAUUUACUAUUAUAUUCGUUGAUAAAAUCAAAUUUUAAAGUAUUUACAAUAUCGUAUAUGUAAUAUUAAACGCUAACAUUUAUUGGGUACAUGAUUAAAAAAUCGAGCAUGUUUCAUAUUUAAAAUUUAGUACAUCAAGAAAUACAAGUAACUAUUUGUAUACAGGAGAAGUGCAAAGUUUAUAGGAUCAUUUAUGAUUAAAUUGUACAUUUGCAUGGAUUCGUAAAUAAUGUUAGCGUUUAGUGACUCUUGCCAUUUAUUUAACAUUUACUUGGUGGUCUCCGAAAUAUCUUCUUGUUGUAAAGCUAAGAAUAAACAUAUAUACACGUAGACAAUUACCGUGUUACCAGUUUAACAUUUAUCUAUACAGAAAGAACUUACAUCUAGCCUAAGUUAUGGCGACAGGAGAAAUUAAAUUUUGUAAAUUAA